This is a messenger RNA of Myxocyprinus asiaticus (Chinese sucker), 4802 nucleotides long. RefSeq names its product gap junction Cx32.2 protein-like. Gene Ontology annotation, cellular component: connexin complex. Bases 3151 to 3900 code for a protein of 249 amino acids. Lineage: Eukaryota; Metazoa; Chordata; Actinopteri; Cypriniformes; Catostomidae. The transcript is spliced from 3 exons. The record is from RefSeq and is a predicted model, not a curated record. Gene Ontology annotation, biological process: cell communication.
AUUCAUACAAGAUGACUGAUCGAAAAAAUCGAGUCUCGACUGAGAGUCUGUCACCUCGCUGAUAAUUAGGCUACAGAUAUUUCAGGUUUUAACGGCAGCGUUGUUAUUGAAUGAUCUUAGAAUCUCAGAAUCUUAAAACAAGCUGAUCAAGGAAAAACAUGUAUGUUAUUUUUCUUUUUCUUUCAAGCAUUAUUACUAGUAGUACUUGUUUUCUGUGAAAGUUUACAUUAGCAGCCAUUUGUCCAGGGUGGUGACAGAUUUUAUUAAACCCACAAGGCAUCUAAAAGUUUUUUUCUCCAUAGCAAUCAUUGGUGAGUCAAAAUUGGUAAGAUAUGAUGGGGCCUUUAUAUGAAUUGUUUAUCGUGAAUAUUUUUGGGAAGUGAACACAGCAGCAAAAUCAUUUUCAGUUUGUGGCUGUCUAUGUAUAAGAUCUGAGGAAAACUGUCUAUUGCCAUAACUGCCUGUGUGCGUGUUCCAAAUUCCAUAUUACUCAAUGAAUGAAUGAAGUAUGAAUAAAAGUGAGUGAUGAACACACAUUACAAUGACAAAUGAGUGUUAUUGAAAUUCAUAAUUAUUUAAUUAAUUAAAAUAAUUAUUUUGUAGGUUAGUAUUGUUGUCUUUUUUUGUAUAGCUUGAUUAAAAGUUGGGCUCAGCAGUACACAGUAUGAUAUGCUUUGUUGUCAUUUGUGGGGAAAUGCUUAUGAUGCUAAAAUACUGUGCAGGGCUGAAGUUUCUUAGUAGAAUUAGUAGAAUUGUAGACAUGGAAAUUUUAAUUAAGGAUAAUUAGACUUGUUCUGGUCGUGAAUGACUGCUUUUGGUUUAAUGCAAUUACAGUGUACCUAAAAGAUGGUUAUUUGGCGCCAUCUACACGGCUUGCAGAAAUUGUCAAUAAACGAAUCAAUAAAUUAAUCUGAACAAAUCUUUUUGGUGAACGGAAUCAAACAUGUCCGUGGGGAUAUAAUACAUUAUUUAACUAUUCCCUUUUAUUCAUUUAAAAAUCACAGCAACGUUUCGAUCAGAAUGAUCUUUGUCAGGCACACAUCAAUAGGCAACACAUCAAUUUAAGUACAUUUGUUACAACCAAACACAUCAUUAUGUUCACCUGAUAAUAAUCAGGGUCAAUAACUUAAUGAGAACAAUUAAUUAGAGUUCAAACGUCAGCAAAUUAUACACCAGUCUCCCACAAUUGCAAACAAUUCACAAACAUCAGUGAAUCACAUGAUUGUAAAUUUAAGUAAAAACGUUUAAACAGCAAAUAUCAGAUACAGGUCAAAGUACAAAAAAAAAAAAAAAAAAGGUACAAAGGUAAAAGUUAUCCCAAAAAGUCACAGGAUGGAUAUCAAAAUCCAAGGAGUACACAACAACCUGACUAUAGAUCAAAGAAAAGCUGAACUGGAAAUAAAAAAAAUGAUAAAACUUUUAUAGUAAAAACAGCAGAAAGGGUUGCUCCAUUGUAGUUAUGAAUUUUUCUGAUUAUGAUCAAGAAGUGAAACGACCAUUGAGUGACAAUGUAUUUUAUCAAAAAUUGAAUUCUGAUCCCACCAAGGUUUUUAUGACUGAGAUUCAUGAAUACUUGCAACAUUGUUUGGAUGGGGGUGAGAUAACAAAACAGGAGUUUACUUUCAUGAAGUUUGAUCACCCAAAUUCCCAAGUUAUUUAUAUACUUCCAAAAAUACAUCAAAAUCUUGAAAAGCCUCCAGGAAGACCCAUUAUCUCUGGGAUUGGGUCUCUUACUGAGAAAUUUUGACCUUUGUUGAUUAAAACCUAUUGUGUCUUCAUUACCCUCUUUUGCUAUGGAUUCAAUUGACAUGAUUAAGAUCUUGAAAACUAAUGAAUUGUCUGAUGAUAUAUUAUUCGCCACCUUUGAUGCUGAGUCUCAUUAUACUAACAUACCACACUAGGGAGGCAUUGAAGCUAUUGAUGCUUUAAGAAAUCCACAUCAAAACAAAAGACCAAGUAUUGACUGAAUCAAAACAUUAACCAAUUUGGUGCUAACAAAAUAUUUUUUUUUUUAGACACAAGAUGACUUUUUUCAGGUACAGCCAUGGGAAACACUAUGGCACCAAAUUAUGCCAAUUUGUAUGUGGGUUAAUUUGGACAAAAACACAUUUUCAAUUGUUCUCAGAAUCCGUUCUUUUCGCAUAUAAGACUCUGGCGUAGGUACAUUGUAGACAACAUUGUGGUCUGGUACUGAAAAUGAACUGCUGCAGUUUCAGCACUUUCUUAAUGCAAGUGAUGAACAUCUUCGAUUUACUGUCAAUUUUGACUCAUCCCAAAUUAAUUUUCUUGAUAUUUUGAUUAUUAGGGAUGGCGAUUUCUACAGAUCUGAACAGAAAACUGACUGAUCGUAAACACUCCCGUACACUCCUGCAUGGACAAAGUUAUCAUUCUACCCCUCUGAAGCGUAGUUUGCCUAUUAGUCAAUUUAAUCGUAUAUGUCAUAUUUGUAGCUCUAAUGAGUCUUACGCACUACAAAGCAUUGACUUAACGAAAAGAGUUAGAGAGAGAGGUUAUAACGAAAAUUGGAUACAGUCCACUGUAAGGAGAUUUGAAAAUAAAAAUCAGGACGUAUGCUUAACCACAAAUCAGGUUAAAUCUGAUGAAAAUAAAGUUGUUUGCUCGUUCCAAUACUCCCCUAUUUGUACAGACUUAAAGGUGCACUCAGUAAUUCUAAGCAAAUAUCUCCUCACAGUCUGCUAGCUGUCCGUUCUGUGGGUGGGCUGAAAAAACACCUAGGAUUUGUAUACAGCCCUGGUUCUGUAAAUGGGACAAAAACAAAAUGGAUCAGACUGAUCCACACAACACUACUCCAACCAAUCAGCAACAGGGUGUGGUUCUUGCACGUGCACAGGAUGGGGGGUGGGGGCAGGGGGCGAGAGGGAAAUUCAUUAGAAGAGCAAUGGCAAAUCUGGCUGAUGCAAACUUUCUAAACUCCAAGGAGGACAAAUGGCUGAGAAACAGACCAAGAGAAAAAGGUCAGACGAAUAUAAACUAAAAAAGAAGGAUUACGAUAAGUUGAGGGCUAGGAGCCGCGUCAACAUCGGCGAGGCUGUUCAGCGGUGGAGAGACCUCCGAGAGGUAAAAGGCUUGAAGAUGGAUGCAGAAGUUGCUCUUUUUCUUCUCGAUAGGAAACCCUGAGCAACUGAGAACAUGGGAGACUGGGGAUUUCUCUCGGCUUUACUGGAAAAGGUGCAGUCCCACUCCACUGUGAUCGGCAAAAUAUGGAUGACUGUCCUCUUCAUCUUCAGAAUCAUGGUUUUGGGAGCCGGAGCAGAGAGCGUUUGGGGUGACGAGCGAUCUCACUUAGUAUGCAACACUCAAACACCUGGUUGCGAAAAUGUGUGCUACGACUGGAAGUUCCCCAUUUCACAUAUUCGUUUCUGGGUGAUGCAGAUCAUCUUCAUAUCUACUCCAACUUUGGUGUAUCUGGGCCAUGUGGUGCACGUUAUUCAUCAAGAGAACAAAUUGAGAGAGGAGCUGAAAAGGAACCCAGUUGCAAAGUCACCGAAAUACUCGGAUGAAAAGGGCAAAGUCAUUAUUAAAGGCAGCAUGCUGGGUAGCUACUUGACUCAACUGUUUAUUAAGAUCCUAUUAGAAGUUGCUUUUAUCGUUGGACAGUAUUAUCUGUAUGGAUUACUCAUGCAGCAUAAGUUCCAUUGUGACCAAAAACCCUGUCCAGUUGUGACUGAGUGUUUCAUGUCUAGACCCACUGAGAAAAACAUCUUCAUGGUUUUCAUGCUGGUUGUAGCAUGUGUUUCUCUGGCUUUAAAUGUUCUAGAAAUAUUCUAUUUGUUUUGUAAGAGGAUAACUAGGAAAAAACACAAAAAUAGAGAGAUAAUGUAUACUCACGAAUCCAGAUAUCCUUUGCCGCUUUCUGUAGAACUUGAACCUGUUAAUUGAAUGAGACACAAUGAGCUAAACAUGGCCCUUCAAAACAAGUGGGACCAAAGCAACGUUGGCCUUGAUGGGGCCAGACCUCAGCUUAAGAUUCUGUCAACGUACUAAUAAAGUCUAGCAUGCAUAUCAAUAAGUUAUAGGAAAAUACAUACUUCCAAUGUAAUCAACACUAUCAUUAUAAGUCAAUGUUACACUUAGCCUAUAUUUAAAUUCACUUUAUUUUACUGUACACUAGAUGGUGCUGUAAUAUUUAACAAUUUGCUCACACACUGACUCACCUGUCAUUACAAGGACAGUGAUUUCUUUUUCUCUCUGUCACGCCAAUAAAAAGUAACACUAACAGAUCAAAAAUAUAUUUAAAAAGCCUUUAUUGUCAAUGGCUAUAACAAUAAGAGUUAAAAACAGUGGAAAAAAGAGGGCUGCAAACCUACACGUAUCAGCAAAAAGCCUUCUUCAGGGUGCAGCCUACAACACAAUUAGGUUUGCAGCCCUCUUUACCCCACUGUUUUUAACUCUUAUUGUUAUAGCCAUUGACAAUAAAGGUUUUUUAACUAUAUUUUUGAUAUGGGGGUGUGCCUUGAUUUUCCCUUUUUUUUUUUGUUUUUUUUUUUGGAUUAUUAUUUCCUCAUUCAAGAGCACCUUUAAAUAUUUUUUAAAGAACUUUGGAGCAUACCGGAUUUUGUUUUUUGAAUAAAAUGUAACAAUUUAAAUAACGCACUCAACUAUUAUUACACUGUUCUUCCUGCAUUAUUGGUAAACACAGAAACUCGAAAGAUGUUCAACCAAAGUUUUUUUGUGCUCUCACCAAGUAAAAACACUGAGAAUAUGUAGAUAAUGAAUGAUUGCUUUACUAUAAUGUAUAAUGAUCUCUUAAUGUAUGCCAAAUAAAUCCAGGUUUAAUUUGC